UCCUCUUGCAAUUCUCUUCCUCACCACUUCCUGGAUUCCCUCUGCAAAACCCCACAAAGCAUCUCAUUAACCAUGCAAUGGCGGAUUCAUCAUCUCUUCACCUCCUCUCCAAUGGCGGAUUCAUCCACCAUUCUUCUCCUUCCCCUCUUUUCCCCUCUCUUCCCCGCUCCAGAACCCUCCAUUUCCCCGUCCUCUCCAAUUCCAGAAUCGCCUUCGUCUUCCCUUCCAAACUCCCCCCUCGCAACCCCACCAUUCUUCCCCUUUCGCCGCCGCUUCCCCCUCCUCCGCCUCACAACGACCACCACUCCGACUUUCAGGAGAAAAUGCUCUUCCUCGACUCCAUCGGCAUCGACUUCCUCUCCGUCAUCAAAGACCACCCUCCCGUCGCCUCCGCCUCCCUCCCCGACAUCAGAUCAGCCGUCGAUUUCAUGACCUCGAUGAAUUUCACCGCCCUCGAGUUCCGUCGAAUCGUCGGCAUGUGCCCUGAGAUUCUCACCUCUCCCGCUUCCGACCUCGUCCCUAUCUUCACCUUCCUCCUCCGUGAAGCUCGAGUCGACGGCUCCGAUAUCAAACGCGUUAUCAAUCGACGCCCUAGAUUGCUCGCCUGUAGCGUAAAAGAUCGGCUCCGUCCAACUCUCUACUUCCUACAGAGCAUCGGCAUAUCCGAGGUACAUAAACACACUUCCUUACUCUCCUGUAGUGUGGAAGAGAAACUGAUUCCGAGAAUCGAGUUCUUCGAAAACCUAGGGUUUUCUCGACGGGAUGCUUUGAUAAUGUUCCGGCGAUUCCCGCAGCUGUUUUGCUACAGUAUAAAGGAGAAUCUGGAGCCGAAGCUGAAUUACUUUGUGGUGGAAAUGGGGAGAGAAUUGAAGGAAUUGAAGGAAUUUCCUCAUUACUUUUCGUUUAGUUUAGAGAACAGGAUCAAGCCAAGACAUCAAAGCUGUGUGGAGAAGGGAGUUUGUUUUCCAUUACCGGAGUUGUUGAAAACCAGUGAGAUGAAAUUCCGGCAGAAAUUGGAGCCGUGGGAAUGGGAGUGAGACCGUGAGUAGAGUAGUGGUAUGAGAAUUGUACCAUAAUUAAAUGAGGAAAAAUGAUAGUUGAAGCUUUGGUUGAACAAGUGUAUUUAGCAUCUUGGAUUGGACAAGCAGACGCCUCCAAUUUUCUUACAUCAUCUGUUACUCGAACAAAUUUUUCCUUAACAGUAACUUUUUCUGUUGAUGUCGUAAGUUCAAAUCUUCAUAUCUCUACUUGUUGUACUAAAACACUGUAAAACAAAUUUAAAGGAUUUAGACCAUGUUGUCCGGGGACCUUUGGGAGGAUAUUUUGGUGCAAAUCUAAGUAUUGUAUACCAUAAUGUAUAGAUUGUUUCGA
Messenger RNA from Benincasa hispida (wax gourd), 1371 nucleotides. RefSeq names its product Mitochondrial transcription termination factor family protein. Gene Ontology annotation, biological process: regulation of DNA-templated transcription. The record is from RefSeq and is a predicted model, not a curated record. Gene Ontology annotation, molecular function: double-stranded DNA binding. NCBI's taxonomy places the organism in Eukaryota, Viridiplantae, Streptophyta, Magnoliopsida, Cucurbitales, Cucurbitaceae.